Molecule: messenger RNA, 2550 nt
Organism: Acytostelium subglobosum LB1
Lineage: Eukaryota; Evosea; Eumycetozoa; Acytosteliales; Acytosteliaceae
Exons: 2
Coding region: 1-2550 (849 amino acids)
Biological process (GO): protein phosphorylation
Molecular function (GO): protein kinase activity; protein binding; ATP binding
Source: RefSeq, a predicted model, not a curated record
AUGGAUCGUAAUGGUGGAGGUUAUGUUAAUAAUCCAAGUCUGUUAAAGGUUCAACAACAACAACUACGUGGAAAGAUAUCUGAGGAGUUGAGUGAUGAUGAUGGUUUGGAUAUUGACGAUACUGCAUCAACUGCAUCAACUUUAUCACAAAAUGAUCAUGAUCAUCAACAACAACUACUACAAACACAAGUGCUUGAUGAUGAUGAUGCCAACUCUGAUGAGAUUGCACCAACACAGCCUGUCGCCGACGACUUUGAACUAGAUCGUUCAGACACAAUGUUGAUUAGCAAUGAGGAUAUGGGAGAUGACAUCACAAAAGACAACAACAACAACAAUGUCAAUGUCAGUGGCAAUGGCAAUCACUAUCACAAUCUUGUUCGCUUAAAGUCCACACUGAGGGACCACGAAAUACCAUUCAGCGAACUGGUCGUCGAGCGUGAGAUUGGCAAAGGAUUCUUUGGCAAGGUGUACAAGGCAACCUGGCGCGGCAAGAGUGUGGCACUCAAGAAGAUCACGAUAUCCCGCUUCAGGGACCGCUCUGACUCUGACCUGUUCACCAAGGAGUUGUCCAUCAUCAGCAGACUCUGCCAUCCAACCUGUGUCAUGUUCAUUGGCGCCUGCUCGACCGACCCCAGCAACCGCUACAUAGUCAUGGAGUACAUGGCCGGCGGGUCGCUGCGCAAGUUCCUGGACGAACGUGCCUACCUCAUCACACCCAACCUGCAACUGGCAAUCGCACGCGACAUUGCCGAUGGAAUGUGCUAUCUACACACCAACUUUGAUGAGCCAAUCAUACAUCGCGACCUCACCUCGUCCAAUGUGUUGCUCAACGGUGACUAUUCAGUGGCCAAGAUCAAUGACUUUGGCCUGUCAAAGGAGAUGAAGUCUGGCCACAACGAGAUGACUGCGGCCAUGGGUUCGAUGGCCUGGAUGGCACCCGAGAGUUUCCGUGGCGAGAAGUACACCGAGAAGGUGGAUAUCUACUCGUUUGCCAUCUUGCUCUGGGAGUUGAUCACAUUGAAGGACCCUUACUGCGGUAUGGAGCCGCUCAGGAUGGCAUUCUUGGCCAACAUGUACGAUUAUAGACCACCACUCAAUCAGAUACCAUCACAAUGGCAACAGUUGAUCUCAAGGUGUUGGCAUCCCAAACCAGAGCAACGACCAUCAUUCAAAGAGAUCUUGGUAUUGAUUGAUCAGAUUGAGCAAAACAGCGCAGCGUCCUCUAUAUUUAUGAUGCCGCCAACACUGAACAUCAAGCCAUCACUGUCAUCAGCAUCACCAUCAUCUUCACAACAAUCGAAUUCAUCAUCUUUUACUCCUCCCGCGAAUGUGACGCCCAACUCAUCAUUCAUUCAGCAACCACAGCAGAUGGCACAGCCUCCACUCAAUCGAUCAGUCACAAUGUCAGACUAUAGUGGCAGUGGCGGUGGAUCUGGUUCAGGCAACAAGGGAUACUACGCGUCACAGGGCAUGGAGUACGAGACAGUGCCCACGACAUUGACCAAACAACAGUCUUCAAACCUAUCACUCAUCAACAACGAACCAGUCCGACUGUUUGGACAACCCACUCAUUCAUCCGCUGGCAUCAUAUCAUGUCUAGACAGCACAACAGAUCAACAACACCAAUACCUAAUGGUUGGCUACAGAGAUGGAGCAUUCAUUAGGUCAUAUGAUCUUGGCACAGAAGUAUGCAACAACACAUUUGUCACAAGGCCACCACUGCAAUCACAACAACAGAUACAGACCACAACAAGUCUACUGGAUUGCACUACUACAUUGGUGAACAAUAGGAGGUUCAUGGCAGGUGCAGGUGGCGCAGUCAAUGGUAUGACGGGAAGUGGAUACAUCAGUUUGUGGAGUGUUGAUGGUGGUCAACAGGAGGAGUACACCGCGCCAAUCAAGACAUUAUAUACACCUGGCAGCGCAAUCGAGAGGGUCAAGUGGAGUUUCCAAAACCUGGUGACAUCAUCAUCACAGGAGAAUACCAUCAGGAUAUGGGAUGUGGAGAAAGGCGUCUGUGUUAGUACGUUGGAUGCCGGCGCUGCACAACUCUCAAUAGACACACUACCCUACCAACCAUUGAUCGUGUGUGGAGGUGUAGACAAGCGUGCCAGGCUCUGGGACACCCGAGCCAACUACUUUUUCCGAACAUUCACCGAGAGUGGACCCAUCCAACAAGUCAAGUUUAGAUCUCCCAACAAUGAUCCAGUGCUCAUGAUUGGAACACAAGAAGGAGUGUUCAAGGUUUGGAACAUGUAUAUAUCACAAUGCGUCAACUCGAUGUUGUCACAUUCAGCGCCAAUCAUUGGAAUACACAGCAACUAUGACGUCAAGGAGGUGCUUAGUCUAGCAUCAAACAACACUAUGGUGCGAUACAAGUAUGAAGACACCAGUCAGGACCAGAUGAAACAUGUCCGUCGAUAUCCCUCCAAAGGAGAAGUGUUGGGCGACCCAACCAUUGGCGCACCUCCACUGACAGCCGCGCACUUGAUCUCCUCCAACAACAUUGUCUAUGUACAAGCCGAUAAACUGUACGUAAUGGCCACCUGA